AUGUUUAAUGGUUGCUUUAGUGUGAACUCCCCUGGCAACCCCCAGCAGGGGGACUUGAUUGAAGUGUUUUGUCCUGGCUAUCAACAUUGGGCACUUAGAGGUGAUGGUUAUGUGAUCAACAUAACAUCUCUAGGUGGCAUGCCUGUGCCAUUUAUAAGUGCCAAGUCUGUCUUCAGCCCAAAGGCCCUGGUGAAGAUGCAACCCUUGAAGGAUGUCUUGGGAAAUGACACAUACAGAAUACACAAUAAAUAUGAUGAAACAUACCCCCCUCUUCCUGUGGAAGAAAUCAUGCAACAAUCAGAGUUUGUUCUUGGACAUGAGGUGGCAUACAACGUAUUUGACAACAACUGUGAACAUUUUGUGACGCUUCGCUAUGGAGAAGGACUUUCAGAGCAGGCCAGCCGAGCAAUAAGUGCCAUUGGGUUUGUGACAGCUACUGUUGGUGCCUUCUCAUUCCUGGGCUUGCUUCCAAAGAGAUAAAGGGCAAAAUACUUUUAA
This is a messenger RNA of Chrysochloris asiatica (Cape golden mole), 498 nucleotides long. It is a transcript of the gene PLAAT1, whose product is annotated as HRAS-like suppressor. Lineage: Eukaryota; Metazoa; Chordata; Mammalia; Afrosoricida; Chrysochloridae. Gene Ontology annotation, molecular function: A2-type glycerophospholipase activity; glycerophospholipid phospholipase A1 activity. The record is from RefSeq and is a predicted model, not a curated record. Gene Ontology annotation, biological process: N-acylphosphatidylethanolamine metabolic process. Gene Ontology annotation, cellular component: cytoplasm.